Messenger RNA from Pocillopora meandrina, 18737 nucleotides. The record is from the annotation of a GenBank genome assembly. NCBI's taxonomy places the organism in Eukaryota, Metazoa, Cnidaria, Anthozoa, Scleractinia, Pocilloporidae.
CUCCCACGACACCGAAUUCCAUGGUUAACCACUAAGGCGCGGUUACUGAAACACGUGCGUGACCAAGUUGACAGAAUUGGACAGAUAUAUUUAUAUUUAAGGAAGUCCGUGGGUAUAUCGUUCGACAGUUGGAGGAAGGAUACAGUGGCAACCGCUUGAGAAAAUGGCUUUUCACAUCAACAACAAAUUCGCUCAAGUAGCUUUAGUGAUCGUCCUCUCACUAUUGCGUUUAACUUUACAACAGCAGCAUCCCGGUUUCCGUAAGUAAUUCUCCUUUUCAUUACCUUUUUUCCCGAUUGAAAUUGCGAAAAUAGCGCCGGAAACUUCGGUUGCUAAAAGCAUUCUUUUAUAUUUUGAUGAAUUCACGCUACCUUCACGUGAUAUUGUGCAACCUUUGGCCCAGUUUAUCCAAAGACAAAUAUUUCUGUCAAAAUUCAGACUUCUUUCAUUUUGGUGUAAGGUCGUUUGGAGUAUGAUUUAAAAUUUUUCACUGGUAGGCUUCAGUAGAAAAAUUAUGCAGUGCUAAACUUGUGAAAGCCUUCUCUGUUGGUGUUGAAACCAAAAUUAUAAAACGGAACUUCUUUCGACAAAAUCGCUCUAUAGGCUAAGUCAAUUCCCCUCGUACUGAGACAAAUCCUCUGCAAAAACACAAACUUGCUCAGCUUACACUAAGCCAUCCAAAGGGGUGUAGAAUAUCAAGUUGUUCAUUUGCUUCUUUUUUCAAUGUUAAAAUCGAAUUAAAAGAGCAGACAAAUUUUUUGACUCUAGAAAGUAGAAAAAGGGAUCGAUAAAAUCAACUCAUGCGCUAGUUUCAAACGCCCUUUGUGUGACAAAUCUAAGGAUGUUUCCAGCCAAAGCAGACUGCCUACAAGCUGGCACGCAAUCGCCACAUCUUUCGUAUGAACACCGUGGCGCGUAAAGUAUAUACUUUGUAAAAGGGAAGUUGCCAAAUUAAGAUAAAAAUCUUCAAGAAGUUUUUUCCUCUUAGUCAUGAACAUCAUUCCUCGAAUCUAAUUGUUUUUCCCAAACGUUUUCAUGUUAGACAACGCUCACGCGCAAGUUUUAAUCCAUCUAAUAAGUUGAAAGAGGUUAAGAAUUUGGACAGCGAGACAUGCCGAAAGGUUUUUAAAACUUUAAAACUGCACGUAGUAUCAUAUGAGUAUUGUCAUUUAAAGGGGUUAUCCAAAAUCUCAAUAUACUUUCCGUCAAGAAGGUUAGAAGGUGAGUUAUCUGGUUUAGAUUUAGGAAAUAUCUUUCCUAGAGGGUAUUUCAUCAACUUCCGUUUUAGUCUUGACCUCUUAGGCAAUAUGGUUAAAGUCGAUCAAAAUCCUUCGAAAUUUUCUCUCCAAUAUGGUAUACAUAGUUGAAUAAAUUCAAAGUUAGAUAUUACGAGACGAAAGUAAAGUAAGGUACAGUUUCAGUUGAUUAAUGUAAGCUCCAAAAUGAUCAUGGAUAUGAAAAGCCCGAAAAGAUUAUCCUCUGAUGAGGGAGUUAUUUUAAGUCGUCAGAUUCUUGUGCUAAAUGGAUUAGCAUACGGCAUUUACAUCUGAGAAUUUGCGGUUUUUCCGAAAUCUUUACAAGGAACAUGAAAGUUAAGAGUAUAUCGAGGUGUUAUUCUUAAAACUCGAUCGUUGAGUAGAUAGAGCUGUCACGAAAAUAAAGAUCAAAACGAAAACGAAACCUCACCUUACACUUAAAGUUGUAAGCCAAAACAUGCAUUUACAAAUAAAGGACGCAGAGGAUUAACAAGGAUUACCCAGAGAUAAGGGAAAACUCUUUGGGGCCUGUAACCUGGAUUCAAGUUCCUAGUUUUAGACAGAUAUCAAGUUUAUCGAACACAAGUCAGAUUAUUCUCAUCCUUCCAUGACAGAAACAUGACAGAAAUACAAAAAAAUCUCGGAAAAAACGUUACCUGAAAAAUUUAAGAACCAUUAGAAUAAGAGAAAAUCUUGUUACAAGUUGUAGUUAUAUAUUUGACAGAAUUGUUAACGUAAUAUAGGUUCUAAGAUCUUUAAGAAGAAAGUAAAGUUGUAGAAGAUCACCCAUUCUUCCUGGAACUGGACGCGUUUAACGAGCUUCGGUGGUAUUCUAAUUCAAAUAUUAAUUUUCUGUCUAAAUCUACUUAGAUCCAGAACUUUCCGUACAUCAAAAAAUCAGACAAUUCUAAGCUGUUUAACCAAGAGAUCCCUUGGUUUAACGAAUCGGUCAUUUUAGCGCUAAACUUUAUUGAAUGCACGCAAUCAAGUAGUUUACUUGACGAAAUUACAUAAUAAUAGCAAUGCUGAAAGGGCGGGGCAAGAAUUGCAAAUGAUCACUUUUGUCUCAAGCGUUGCCACGUCAACUCGCAUAUUAAAAUUUUCUUCAUUUUCAGAAUCCCAAUGUUUAGUUUAAAUCUUCUAGAUAGAUAAGUUCACUAGGUUUUUUUAAUGGUUUGUUAUUUGAAGAUUUCCUUCCAUACCAUAGGAAUUCUCCGUAGCAAAAGAAAAUUGGAAUUAUCUUUACCUAACUCUUAUAACAUUCGAGCUUAAGGAUUUCUUGUCUUGUUACUGAUCUCAUGUCACAGUCCCAUUCUUCAGUCAGCUAAUGUAAUUGCAACAGAGUUCAGGGGCGUUUCUAUUUUGUCAUCUUAACAAUUCAUAAUCGUAAAAAUCGGUCAUUUCAUGGCAGGACACACAGCUGGUGGUUAAAAGUUUGUUCCCUUACAACUUAAACUCCAGUCUCGCAAUUUAUAUCAUACAUUUUAAGUUAAUUUAUCUUCUUCGUCUUCGUGGUCGUUUUUGUUGUUGCUAUAUUCGUUGGUAUUUCUUAUUACUCCCGUUAAAAAACCGAGAAAUUUUGAAAAUCAAAGGUGAAUAACAACAACCCUUUCAGAGGCUGAAGGUUUGAGGAAAGAUAAAAGCAACCUACUUUUCCUGUCUACGGUCCAGUGUGCAGUUGUUGGGAGUGUAUUUGUGCAAAUGCGUUAAAAGAUUUAAAAUAAAGGCAAUUGUUUAAAUAGUUUUCCUUUAUUGAUAGACAAAGUGUUCUGGAUAAUUCUCUCUCCCAAUUUCACUUUGUUUUGGCGAGAUCAAUGACACGCACGUGUGAUUAUACUCAACAAAGGCUGACUGAUCAAGAAAUUUUAAAGGGGGCUCAAAGAUUAGGAGCUUACGUGAGGCUACAUAACUGCUUUGGUGGAAAUGAUCCCAGGAAAGAUUAGUUAGUGAUAUGUCUUGUUUUAAGCACUUGUCUCCUUUGAAUAGGAAAUAAAAACUGCAGUUAACUUCGUUAAGAAAGAUUUUUAAGAUCCGGAGUGGUAACUACAUGGAGAAAGAUUUUGGGGAUUUUUUUUUCUGUCGGAAAAUUUCGGUCUCGAAUUUAAACAAUUUAAGCAAUUUAAACAGUCAGGAGCUGACUUUGGAAAGCAUGUAGAUGAUAGGCUUAAGGUUACAGAAUAAUCCAGCAAAGAUAUGAAGAAAAUUAUUUUGAGAGGACAAAGUUAUCUGGAUUCGCCUAAAUUCUUUCUGAGUGGAUCACCACAUUGCGUUUAUUUUUUGUGAUUUCAAGACAUUUUAAGUGUCAAAAUUCUCCUUUCACUGAGUGUGACAUGAAUGCUUACAGCAUACCAGACGAUUUUGGCCAGAUCUAUUCAGCCCUUACAAAAUAUUACUUCAAGUUUCAUAUUGCUAUUUCAUCCUCCAAGAAUCCAUGGUCUGCCAUGAAGAAGAUGAAGAUGGAUUCUAGUCACAACCGUCGAAAUAAAUUUUUGGCAGCCAGCUGCUGAAUAGAUAAAAAAAAAAUUGGGUAAAUUAGGAAGCUAGGUUCUUUUAGCUUAUGCCCAGGUCAUCUUGUCAUGUAUCGAUUAUAUUGGGCUGCUUUGGACAUCCCACGAAAAAAACAACAUUUUUAGGAUUAGUUGAACGUAUAGUAAGCAAGUACCUAUACAGGUUAACGCUAAAAGUAAGCACUUCACUGAAAAAAGAGAACAAAGUCUUUCACUAGUCCAACAUUCUAAUUGCUUUUUAUUUGUCUUACACAUUGACAAUAUAGGAUUCGUUAUUUUUCUCCGUGUCAAUCCAGAGCUUUCCCACAUUUAAGCAUUUUACACUCUGUCAUUUUCAACCAAAUGUUCAUGAACACACACAACCUAGAUGGAAUUACAUUAUGAUAAACAUUAAACAGGCCAUUAUCUGAAACCAUUCAUAAUCAACAUUUAAAAGCAUAUAAGAAUUCUUUUGGAUUCUAUCGAGCAACCAUGUAAAAAAAACUAUUGUCAGGGUUCAUGUUUCUACUUUUAUGUAUACGUUGAAGAUCUUGGUAUGAAAUCAGCAGUUUUAAUAAGCACGUUAGUGUUUCCCAUCUAACUGUUAUUUUUUGUCUCCUCCCAUAAAUUGACUUGCACAUGACAACAAUAAAACGCUUUAAUUUGAGAGGAAUCAUUAUCACGUCUGAGCUAGAAACCGCAAGCAACCCCGGGUUCUCUCUCUUGUUUCCCGUGGAGGAAGUUGAUCACAAACAAUUAUGCAUCAAAUCACAUUUUGACCUGUGAAUAAUGAGUGACGAAUUACAUCGUUCUUUACCGGUGAAUGGGUUUUCAGCUUCAGCUCGCAGGACCCUCUAAGGGUCAAGGCGAGACGUGACUACACCGGAGUAAAGAGCUAUUUAUUUUUGGAACGAUAGGAAAUAGGAAGUAUUUUAAGAGGGUAUUUUAAUCGUGCCAAACGUGAGCUUGUUUUUGCGGUUGGCAUGGCCGUUGGGUUUUUUUAUUUCCAACAGGCAAACACGGUUCAUUAACGGGUCCAACUGCAGGACACUGUACCAGGAUCAGCACCAAACCCAAAGGAGAUGGCAAAGGGGGAAUCCUGAUCCCGUUCUACGCACGUAUUUUUGACAAAUCAAAUCAGAAAAAUUUUGAACCCCUCUUCUCGAAGGUUUCGGGGAAAUCUUGAGGUUUUCACAAAAAAAAGACAAAAAAAUCAGAAAGCAAAUCACGCCUGAAACUGUUUCAUCAAUUUACCGAUCCCGCUCACCUUUCCCUAAAAUUUGCGCGUCACACAUUAAUUUGGCCUUAAUCACGCGUCACUUUUAAACCCUUUGGGACACUCCACAAACACAAAGAGAGCUUUACAUGAUUUAUGGAUGAAAACUUGGGAAAAAGCUCCCGUGUGUAGAUAAAGCGAACAGUUAGCUCUGCAUUAGAAGUUGAUCAGAGUUCAGGUUUCGUGCUGCUUCGACUUGAGCCUUGGUUACACUUAUUCAGCCGUACGUUAUUCUGUUAUAAAACGAGCUCAGUGGUGAAAGUAAUGACUGUUGAAAACCUAAGUGGUCACUUGACGUCUUAGCCUCGCCAAUAAGUAAAAAUCCCUGGCAAACUGUAUUAUUUUAAUGACUGUGGUCGAGCAUAGGUGUCUGGCACGUUACUAUUGGUCAAAAAUUUGGCAGGGUUUCACUUUUGUGUGAACAAGAGGUCGGUGUGCUAGCUUACUAGGAAUUAUGCCAAAACUGAAGUUCUCUUUGCGAAUAAAUCGUCAACCAGACCAUGACCUAAUGGUGAAACAAAGGCUUCAGCGUAUUUCAGAAGCGGAAUAUUUUGGUACAACAAGCUUGAUUUGUUAAAAGUCAGGUUUCUAUGGAAAAUUAUAACAACCAUGGUGAAUGAGUUCCUGUUAGGGUGGCUCGAGCCAAGUCACCUGGAACGAGUUCUAAGUUUGGCUUAUCAUAAAUCUUAUUCAUAUAUAUUUUUUAGCAAGGCCUUAUGAGCGAAUACACGAAAACCUUAAUUUGCCAAAAGUUUGUCAAUAACAACAAGAAUUCGAGUGCAAAUUUGCGUUAAAGCGUUAAAGCGUCAAAGCGAGCCGUGACUAUCCUUGCAUCAGAGAUCCCUUUUCUAAGUCACACAGUAAAAUGUCCCGUGAACUACAUGUACCAAUCACUUGCGUAGUUAGUUGAAAGUAAAAAAAUACCUCACAAUGUUUUUGAAGAGAAACGCCCUACUCUUCUUUUAAGUAUCAGUCGUAAUAUGAUAAUCAAGAAAUUUGUUUACAAUUUCGACUUUACGCAGGAAAGAGGUGGCAUAAUUAUUUUUAAUGCUUAUGGUUGGAGAUCUGAGAAAUGCCCUAAAGUACAAGAACUGGAAAAUUAGUUAAUGAGCGUAGCCCACUUAAGUAAUUUUCUUAGUUUUGCUUGAGUUCUGUCAUACGUUGGAGAAAUUCAUUGCUUCAUUGUGAGCUCUCGAAUACUUAGUGCUUCUAAACCUUUUCUUCAAAGACAAAUACCAAACCACGCUGCUUCUCUUCGUAGUAAAAAAUUAUUGAACUUAGUUGAUUUAUACGAUACAAAAGAAAGGAUCAUGAACAUAACGUAUCAGAAGUUUUGCUGGUUCCUGUAAAAACAGCUUGGAGGUGUAACGAGAGAUAAAAUGACGAUAUCAAAGAGGAAUGAAGAUUAAAAUUUAGAACCUUUUUACUCAAUUCUCGUUUUAACUGGAUUAACAUCUAAUUGUAUUUUUUUUUCAUUGACCGUAGUGUCGCAAUCUUCAAAGUUCCAAUGGCCUGGCAACUUUAAAAGCCCUUGAUCAAUCAUUCUCAGACUUUCCAGUCUGUCUCCAAAGUCUUGUAUUUGUUGAUAGUUAAUACAAACAAAAUACUGCAAAGAAAAAGAUGCUCUAAAUCAAGGGAUAAAUGCUUAAUGAGGAAUAUUGUUGAAAAAGUAUUUUGUAUAAGAAGAGAGUUUUCAAAGAAAGAACGAGGUAACUACGUCUUUUGAAAAUUAAGCGAGAUUGCGACAAUCGGUAAAGUUAAAACCAAGAAAGCUCAUCCUCUUGAAAGCCAAUUUUACAUAUAGGGUGUGAACAGGCUAAACCAGCUAAAAUUGUUUUAUAAGUUUCAAAAAGGAAUUGUGUCAUGAGCUGAAAUGAAUUGUGUCGUAUCUCAAUAAUUUUUUUAAGGUAUCUGUAAUCCGUUUAUUUUUUCGGAAAUUGGAUUUCCUGUCUCUGUGUCUUCGAGAAACUUCCAACACUAAAAUAAUCACAAUCAAAUUGAUAGUUAAACAGAUCCGACAUUCCUGUCCCACGGUUUUGAUCACCAAAAAAUAUAAUAAAACAAAAUAAAGAUUAUGACAUCGAUGCCCAUGUAGAUCGAAGAUCAGAGAUUUGUUUUCUGUUGCCUUGAGACACUGUUUCCACUGUAACGCCAAAAUACAAACCCCUUUUGCGAUUACUUCGCUGUUAAAUCUUAAUAAAUGAAUAGUCCUUCACAAAUUCAAGUUUAGCACAAGAAGAGUAAUUUUCACCUGUUGAAACGGAUUCACAAUAAACUCGUUUUCGGCUCUCAAUGACCAAAAUAGCUUCACGAACAAAAGCAGAUGUCACUGGAUGACAUAUGAAAGAGGGCGGCGAAGGGGGGGUUCCAAUCACACAUCACGCGGAAUUUUUCUAUUAAAUCACGCAUCACGGAUAAUUUUUUAACCAAUCACGUAAAAGGAGUAAGUAUCGGAUGUAUUAUUGAAAAUUGCAUUGAAUCCAACAUAUUUUAUCCUGGAAUAAAUAGCGUUUUAUUUGUCAUGUUGCUUUUUGUUAGACAAAAAAAGACGACUUAGUUGUUGGAACUUGACGCUCCGAGAGCGUUCACUCGGGCUUCGUAUCGCAAUAUCACAUCGUACUUUACAAGUAUGGAGCACAAUAAAAACAAAUCAAAGAAUCAGGACAUUUAACACAAGAGUUAAGCUUAGAUAUUUACUGUUCAAGUUGCUUCGUUGAGUAUCCUCUUCAUCCAAUAGCUUGUUGUUUGCCUCACCUUCGACGUUCUGUUCACGAAGAUUUUUUAUUUUUUCAAUUCAACAUCUGAGGUGUUCGUCUGGGCAUCAUAGUCGUCAUAGUUUGUUGUUUAAUAAGUCAGAAAUCAUAGUUUUGACAAUGUUUUUGUAGUUUGAACCCAUAUAUGACCCAUCAGCUAUCUCACGAAAACUAGUAUGAACUUUACUGAUUUGGCUAUCUUUCAACUUGCGGCCACUAGUAGACGUCUGCGCCACCUUAACUUUUCUCUUUUGAUACUUAGGCAAUAUUUAUGUCAAUAUUUUACCCAAUUCCCUCCUGUGCGGCAACUGUUUUUAUGUCAGUAAAAGAUAUAACGUGGCUUUUGAUUUCGUCUAGGUCAAAAAUGUUUUCCUCGUGUACUUAUUGCUUACAUUGCAAUCCUCUCGGUUGGCAUAAAAUGAUACCAAAACUCUAACGUCUUUUACCGUUUCAGUCGUUUGGGUCGACAUUCUUUCAGAUCUUUCAUUCGAUGGAUUCGGAUACUUUCUGGUUUUUCUGGAUACGAUCUGGCGCACCAUCACGACCAGGCAGUCGACAAAAAUAGCGCUGAAGGUCAUAGUCCUUGUGCAAAUGUUGACUUUACUAACUUAUGCUUAUUGUGUAACGAUUAUUUGGACCCACCAGGAAGGUCAAAGACAUCAAAGGUCAAGCGAAGGUCAGCAAAGGACGUAAAAGACCAGAAAUAGUGUCACGACUGCCACGGCUUACUGAUCUUUGCAAGACUCUACUUACUUUGAAUGAUUGGUUUCCUCUUAGGUCAAAGAGCGUUCAUUAUCACGGAAAUCUAAUUAGUAAGUCUCAUAAAUCACGCGUCACGGGCUUAUAAAAUAGAAAAUCAUGCAUCACGUUGUCGUGUGCGGUCCUUCGUCACGCGGAUAAUUUAGCAUCAAUCACGCGUCACUCUGCAAAUUUUGGGGCCAUCACGCGUCACGCAAAAACCCUUUGCCACCCUCAUGAAAGGGCAUGGACUCGGUGAAAUUAACUGAAAGAGCAAGGAGAAAAAUUAAGGUCUUCGACGUUUUUAGCUUAGCUUUUUUGUAAACACACCUGUAAUCAUAAAAGCAUCAUCGCCUGUUUUAAGCAGUUAUUAUGUUGUAAAAAAGGAGAUAAGAAGCCAAACUUUGAGGGAGUUAAGAGUAGCAAGUUGCCCGGUGCGUUCAGUUUGUUUCAUGUUAUAAUGCAUGUUAGCCUAGCGCUUAACUCAUGCACGCCGGUUGAUUGAUUCAACUUUUUAAUCAAUCAAUCAAAUUAUGGUUUACGUUUGCUCUUAUGCUAAGGAACCCCGCUCCAUAAUUACAAAAUAUGUCCAUUACUUUUCCAAAAAUGACAUACUAUUUCGUGGCAGAAUCACAUACCUUUGAAUUUCAGCCGAAAUAUGCUUCAGAAAAAAGUUCUCUGCAACUAUCUAUUCAUACUAACUCUCAGUUAAAAGAUAGUUGCUUUCUUUUUCAGUGAUGAAAUUACCAUGGCCAGCUUCUCCAGUUUAAGGCAAGGGGGGGAGGAAAAACCUACGACCAAAGAAAUCAUAUUCCUAGAUAAUGACUGAAGUACUUGAAAGAAGACUAUUCCCUUUGACUAAAAUUAUUCCAUAUGAAUAUGUCAAAAAGUGUUUUGAAAUUCGUAAUUGAAAGCUUCUUUUAGAUCUGAGAUUUUACUAUAAACUGCAAGAAUUUGGGACGGGAUCGACAAAUCAUGGCUAAAUUACAAUCGGUUUUUGUGUUCCAUUCCAGUUUCGAAUUUAUUUUUUUUCUCGCGAGUUAUCAUUUCCGUUCCACCCUUACAUCCCGUUUGUUUUUAAAAAAUAUCAGGACCUCGUUCACCUCGUUUUGUUUUGUAUCUUUUGUUUUGAUGGAGUUUUGAGUUUUCUAGUUUCAGUAAAUUGUUCUGACAAUCGUCUUUGCGAAUUGAUCGUGUUUACGUCUGAAGAUGAUUACAGCAAUUGCUUUUACGUCUAAAAAUGAUUACAACCGCUCUUUGUCUAAAGAGUAAACAGCCGCCUACAGGAAUGGCUCGGCAGUUUUAAAAAUCAGUUCAUGAUGUAGGAGUUUCCUUUAUUAACUUGUUUAUUACUUACCAAAAUGGCCCACGUACGUCAAAGUGUCGCAUGCCUUGAAAACAUCUUUCUCUCAUUAACACAGCAGAAAAGAGGGAAAGAAACUUGAUACUGAGCCAUCCUCCGGCUUUUUCUUUGUAGAAUGUGUUGUUGCCGGCCCCGCAGUGUAAAAUUAAAACGUGAUCUUGAUAUGAUUGUUUCCGUUUUCGCCCCCUGAUUUCCAAAUUUAACAAUCAAAAAGAAGUAAACAACCCACACAGAAACAUUUUCCCGCAGUAUCGAUAGCAAGGAGUUACCAUAAAUAAUUUGGCCGAAUACCUCUGGGGCAGUUUAAUUAGGGAACAAAGAACUGUUAUCCGAUUUGAAAAUUUUCAGCUCUUGGAGAGAAGAUAACUUUAGGCAUUCACAGAUGCUCAAAAUCCAAUCUCAGUAGAACUUGUGACGAGUUGGAGAUAAAACGCAUGCGGAAUACAGUAUUCUUUCUUCCACCAAAAUAUUAUUCUCACGUUCUAGUAGAGAAGUAGUGGAUCAAAAGGGCUACAAAUUUACAAGACAGCUAACCUAAAUAGCUCAUUGUUAUUAAGCUCUAAGAAUAUGUCCAGUUCCUGUUUAAGUUUAAGGAGGCUCACCCAAAUACACCUUCUAGUGAGCCCGGUGCAGCAGUGAUACAACAGCUGGUGCUAGACGUACAGUAGAUUCUUUGAGAGAAAGUUUGCAAAUACCAACCCUGAAAAAAUUGUUUUUUAUUCUUUCGAAAAGCUCGUUUCUUCCUAACAGAGUUCUUUUAGAUGAAGCGAGAAAUUUCCCCUCUUUUUUGACUAAUUGAAUUUAGAAAUAAGUUAAUGUAUGAUGAUUGAAGAUUUUUCUAUUACCGGGAAUAAGUACGUCUCUAUAGACUUCAAGUAUCUUCUUUAUGGAUUGAACCACCGACACUCGUGUUAGUUUCAUGGUGGUCUGUGUAGUGCACUCGAUUCCUUUUUAUUGAUGACAGAGUCGUCUAUGUUCCUGUAAUUAAACUGGUUUUUUUUUUAUUUCUUCCUUUCCAUUAACUAAGGUCUUAAUAAUAACCAUUUUUCCCAGAGUAUAAUGUCUCGUUUUCCAGAAUGACGUCAGCCCAACUAAGACAAUCAAACAAAGCAUGUUUACAUCGUGAAGAUAACUCCUUUCUAAUAAUAAAAAGUGGAAAGUGUUUAGAUCGUGCCUUUUCCUAGUUUGUUAUCACAUAACCCCAUGGUCCUGUAAAAAAGGAUGUGACUCCAAAUUUGUUGAGAUAUAACUACCCUAGCCAUGAUAACAGAGCGAUCCUCUACUAGAGGCCAGGGUAACAUUCAGCAUUUGGUUGUUAGGUCUUUCUUUCCAUAAACUUCAGCAAUAAAGGCUUUUUGAUUGAAGUAUCAAAAUAACCUUUGCCCGCCGGAUCUGCAGCUACUGCAAGCAGAACAUACCGACGUACACAAGAGGUCUUAAAUAUUUUCACACCCUCCCAAUUUAGUCAAACUAAACAGAAAACAGUCAGAAAACAACCUUUACUCAAAUGUAAGGCUCACAACGGGACAUCCGCCAUUUCAGACGUAGCGUCGCAAAAUUUCGAAAAAGUCAAUUCAAAUCAAAUAACCCCGUGCACAAGACAAUCCGAACCACCCUGCCUUCUCAGAUGUUGUGGAACGUCUAUCUGGUGCAAAUUACCGAAUUUGAUAUUUUGAAUUUCACCCCGCGAAAAAUAGUUGUUCCCAAACGAACCCUGCAUAUGAUUUACGUUAUGCGAUGACGAUAAACAGAUCAAAUUGUAUAACAAAUGUUUAUGAUUGAAUAGCCCGAGAUAAACUUUAACCUGACAACAGCCUUUGCUUUAAAAGGAACUAAAUUGCUGAUGACACCGAGAGGUCGGUAUAGAUAUGAUCUCGCUUGUCAUGUAAUAAAUAAAGUGCGGACUUGCUCAAGAGCGUUCCAAAAAUAACGUCAUCUCUUAUUUUCAUGCUUCGGUAAACAUCUUAAGAAUACCUUCCAAAGUGGGCACUUAACAUUAACUCAAUAAAGGUGACGAAAACUGUGCCUGUCAAAUUUAUUGACACGUGGCAUAAAAAGGAUCAUCUUUCGUCUGGUGAUGGCAGUGAAAAAGCUAUUUGAAUGCCAGGUAUUGAUCGAUAGAACUCAGUUAAAUCUUUGCCACGGAGUUAGUAGAAAGUUACUUUUUCAGACCGUCGGUUGAGUAAGAGGAUGAGCUCGUUGAUUUUGGUUACCCCUGCACUCCUUUUGGUUUGUUUGUGUUCGUCAGUCUCGGCUGGAAGCAAAGGAUUUCGUAAGUAGGACUUAUUUAUUCAUUUGUUUAUCCUGUAAAAAAGGACGCUUUAAGUCGCUGAAUAACAUUUGAAAAUCUAAUUAAACAGGAGGACGUCUAAAUAAGUUGAGUUAUCAGCGUCUUGACUUAACUUUCAAUUCUUUAUGGCUCUCAAGCCCAAAAUUACCACGUAUAGUUAGCUGGAUGCAGUUGUUCAUGUUGCCCAUAUUUAUAAUUUCUUAGAAGUUAGAUUAAUUAAAACCGUUUGCGUGUAGCUAUGAGCAUAGUAUUUCAAGAUGGAUUUCCACGCCUCGAUGUAGGAUUUGAUAUCGUUUUCUGCGCUUCAGACUACAAAGUUCCCACGGCGACAACUUGGACAAUGCGAAGGAAAAAUAUAAAGAAACACAAAUGAUGACCAGUCAUGGCAGGAAUUUUUAGGAAGAGGGAAAGUGAAAACUGUGUGAACGAGUAAUGGAGGAUUCAAAGUAAAACAAAGUGCAGUCCUGCAAUUGAAAGAAGAGGGGUUUUCUCAAAUUUCUGGGAAAGUGAUCGUUGUGUUUUUGUUAAUCUAUAUGAGACUGCGAGAGUGGGAACGUUUUGAACUUUAAUUCAAGUGUUGACACAAAUUGGGGAAUGAUUCACAUUCGCUUUUUUCGACGACCGAGCUGAAGAUUUUUCUAUCUAUCUAUCUUAAGGCAGUCUGAUUUAAGAAGAAACGACGAAUAUACUGUUUGAUUUUUCACGUAAUUCUUCGAAUAAAGGCGAUAUCCUGAAAAGAAGAAAAAUUCGAAGUAUAGAAAAUCUUUGCCACAAUAGGAAUCCUGCUGUGUUUGUCUCAAGGUGUGCAUGGAAAAUGUGAAAAAACUCCAUCACUUACAAGAUAUUUGCUGAAUUUCAUCUUAUUUCAUCAAUUAACUGUUAAAUUACAGAUCAUCAUACUCAGAGACCCACACGUUCGUAUUUUAGUACAUGUCCAUUAGAAUAAACACUCACUGGGACCUCGAGUGGCUUUUGAAAAAUCCUGAGAAGAAGACUGCUUCCUAAAUAAGAGACUCCUAGGAAAAUUCUCUCUUAACUCUGUUGCGCAACAAAGCUUUUCCGGAAAAUCAUUUAAAAGGUUAAAGAGUAGGAUACCUUGAUCAAGAUAAGUUAAUUUUUUAUCAAUCUGCCGAAAAAUGUUAAUAGUUUAAAAAAUGCUGAAAUUAAAAAUCCGUUACGCAAUAGUUUUUGCUGACCAAAGCAAAAAACUCUUCGCAUUAUAAUGAAAAGUAUUUCGUCCUUGUGAUAAAUAUUUGGCGGUUGAAGGCAUGUGCCAUAUUCCUUUCGCACAUCUUGCUACUUCCGGGGUAGGAAGACUUUCCAAAUGUUAUUUUUCUUUUUCGGAAUAGUGAUGAGACGGAGGUUAAACAGACUAACGAUCUCUGGUCUCCGUUUGUUAGGUUCUCGUAGCCUUUUGUAGCCAGAGUGUGUGGACUUUAUUUGAGGCACGCUUAAAUUCGUGUGCAAUCCUUACGUAACUGGUUUAGCUAAAUCAUACUGGUUAUUUGUUACAUUCCUAGCUGCCGAUAGCAAAGAUUUCUUUGUGGGUAUAAUUUUCCAACACCUUGACGCAAUGAAACGUCUUGACAAUUUGAAACAUGUUAAGGUCAGGAACAUUUUCAACAUAAGCCUCUGACAAUUUUUAAAAAUAGGGUAAUGAUCGUAGAGGGUAAAAGCUCCCACCAGGAGUUAGAGCACCAAUAAAUCAAAUCAUGUAUCAUAACAAAUACCUAUACAAUUAAAGAGAAAGCAAUAUAAAGAAAAUAAAUGAGAAAGCCAGUCUUCUGGCUAAAAAUAGAUAUCCCCUAUGAAACACCUCUAGAAACUCUUGAAUAAGGAUCAAAGUCCCCGCUAGCAUUUAUAGCAAAAUUAUUUUAUCUAUCCGCCUAGACGAGGCAUGGUACUGUGAUAACUAAAAACACAUAUAUUCUCAAUACCCCCUAAGUGAACGUAACGAAAUCAGUAUGACUGUCAAUAUUAAAAUCAUUUGUAUGGUUUCUGCUCAGUCAAAAGGCAUGCAUAGUUUUGUGAACCUCUUCUCCGUACAGAUCUUCCUAACAUGAGCUAAACAGCUGAGCUGAGCUUAGUAAUGGGUACAGUCUGGAACAAGCAACAUCUGUUACUACACGAUGUGUCCAAGACAUUGAAUCAAACCUACGUCCAAAACAAAUUAGAGAAGAAAGAAAGAACGAUUUUGAGUCCUCCCUUUAGUUUUAUGGAUCUUUUUUCUGGGCAGUACCGUCUACACAUGCAUAUUUUGUUCAUAAAGAAUUGAUUUGUAAACUACCGCGUCCGAUGAGUUUCGCGACUGCCGCUAUGAGUUAAAAGUAUGGGCAAUGUGACAUUGUGACACGAAAAAGAGACACAAACAACAAAUAAAACAAAAAGAUUAAUUUAGUAUUAUCAACUGUGUUGAUAAUGUCAAUUGGCCACCAUGAAAGGUUUAAAAGCUGACGUUUCGAGCGUUAGCCCCUCGUUUCGAGCGUCAGCCCUUCGCCAUUCUCUCAAACGAAGGGCUUACGCUCAAAAUGUCAGCUUCUAAACUCACCCACCACGGCAGCACCACAGUUUUUUUUAGAAACUUACCCCCUUUAAACAAAGAGAUUCCUUCAUUUCUUGAUUCAAUAUGUAUUCAACAUGGGCUAGGAAAAUAAGGACGGUGAUAACAAUGAAAAUCGUGCAGAGGUUGCUGUAUAAAUAUCUAACAACACUCCACCCGAAAGAACUAGAAAUCCAUUGAAAGAAAUUCAUAUUUAAAGCCAUUUUUCGAGGAGAGAGUUCGACGAUACGUUCAUUCUAGAAUGGCCAGAUGAACAAUCAUUCUUAAUGUUCAAUAGAGAUAUGACUUCAGUUUAUAUGCUUGGUGGGAAAAAGGCCAAGAGAUGGGAAUAUUCUGUUUAAAUUUAAAAUAUAUCUGGAUAUAUAGUUAAUCGUUUGCAUAAUUAUAUAGAGAUAAUUGUUGAGACGAGCUUUUUUUAUUCCAUAGUGUUCGAAAACGGUGACUACACCUACAAGAUUGUGCUACCCAGCGAUGACAGCCGAACGUGGUACGAAGCCGAAGAAAUAUGUCGAGAGUACGAAGGCGGGCAUUUGGCGAGCAUUUCCAAUGAGGCAGAAAACCAAUAUUUAAAUGAAAAGAUUCAACUACUGAGCAGUUCCCCCCGGGAGCCAGAACAACUUUGGCUUGGUGGAAUAGAUGAAGAUGGACAUGCUUACAAAUGGGUAGAUGGAAAAACUUUCCAGUAAGUAGGGUGCAAUAAAUUAAAUUCUGAGAGUUCCCUCUUUACAGACGUUUUCAAAAAGGCUGGUCGAAUUAUCCUGGAUUUUAGCAUUGCAUAAAAGUGCGACGCUUACUCAAAAAUUAAUUGCACCCAACAACUACCUCGGAAAUAUGGGCGAUUUACAAUUUUUUAAGUUCUGGAUUCCAAGAAAAUCGAACCCACUGAUCUUCGCCUAGUAUGGAAGUGGAGAGGAAGGCAUAUGUUCACACAAAUUACAUUCAGGAUGAAGCUUUGUUGUGCAUUAACAUCAUUUAGAAUAAACCUAAGUUGGCAAGCGUACUGUUCAAAUGAUCCGAAGCACAGUUUUGAAGGAAAGUAUAAUAUUUUUGGGCCCUCUCAGUUUGUGACAAACAAACCUACUUUCAACCUCAAGUAGGAUGCAUAAAAUUAGUCGAAAUUAUAGAAAAACACAGGAAUAAUCCGAAAAUAUUCCAGAUGGAAGAAGGUUGUUAAACAUGGAGAAUUAAAAGUGAUUGUCAUUGACAAUCCUCAAAAACUUAGCUAAAUGAGGCAAAAUGAACGAAAGGCAAUACAUCCGCCUUCUGUUAUUUCAUCAUUUUUACUGUGUUCCAUUGCACUCUUUAUUCUAUAAAGAUAUGACGCAGCGUUCUGGGCACCCGGCGAAGCCAACACGGAACCCUAUAAUGAAUAUGAAAUCUGCAUUGCAAUGAAGUCCACUGGUGAUUUAGGAGAUUGGAGGGAAGAUGACUGCUAUAAGCCUAAAGGUUACAUCUGCAAAAUUGAAGGUGAGUUCUAAGGUCAAAUUUGAUAGGGGGUUCUAUAAAGGUGAGUGCAAUUUCCUCCGCCCCUCUUGGUCAGAAAAAUCUCCGUGGGCUCCUUUGAUAGAUUUUUUGAUAGAUCUUUUCAUCUUCUGAAAAUUAUGGUUUCGGAAAUAUCUUUGCGUAACAUGCCCCCCAACCACUUUGUAAUCAACGCUAAUGUGGUUGCGUCUUUCUGUUUACUACGCAGGUAUCCCUAAGAGACUCUUGGAGCAUAAAAGAUUUGGUUAUGGUGAGUUUUUAAAGCAAAUUAGCGUAGUAAAUAUACAAAUUGCCUCAGAGAAAGUAUUCUCGAAUACAGACAUAUCAAUAUUAUCACGUUGAAUGUAAUAUUUCAAAUCAUCACCGGAAAGUAUUGGUCACAAUCAUUUGACAAUUGAGAUCAUCUUCGACCUCUCCCAAUGUAAUGUGAUCUUUCUUGAUUUCAGAAUUCGAUCAAGGGACUUUCAUAUACAAGUUCUUUUUCAUUCAGUACGAGAUGCUUACGUGGCCAGAAGCCGAAAUAUACUGUCGUGAGGUAGAAGGGGGCCACUUGGCCAGUAUUCGUACUUUAAAAGAGAACAAAUACAUCGAGAGGAAACUGCGCAUGCUUAGGUACUACUAUGGUUACUCCAAGUGGUGGAUCGGAGCCUCGGACCUAGAAAAUGAAGGACAGUUCAAUUGGACUGAUGGCAAGCCCUUCGCGAUUCAACACUGGGUUCCAAGGGAACCCUCAGGGCGCCAUAGGGGCAGGGAAGAAGAUUGUGCUGUAAUUACUGCUGAUCCAUAUUGGGGAAGAUGGAGGGAUGAAUACUGUUUACAUCAUCUGCCUUUUAUUUGCAAGAUCAGAGGUGAGACAAGGGUACUAAGUAUCUCUUCUUCCAGUAAGGCAAAAUCUAGGCGCAGCGGGAUGUUUUUGAUGGAUCAUAGUCACCGCUUGAUUGGCCUAAUUUAUUAAGAGUUUUUGCAUAACCUUCAUUUUGGUGACUCAAUCUUUAUAGAUUUUUCUCUUGUUUUAGUUUGCAGUCAGCGAGCUGACAUUGCUUUUAUAGUGGAUGCAUCUAAGAGUGUGAAGUUAAGUGGCUUCAGAAGUUCCAAAGAAUUCAUCAAAGCAGUGCUUCAGCGAUUCAAAGUGUCCCAGGCUAACGUUCACGUGGGUUUGAUUCGCUUCUCCACCCGAGCCAAGAUAAUUUUCAACUUCGAAGAGCACUAUUCAAUGAAUGACCUUAAUGCAGCUAUCGACGCCAUGGAAUGGUCCAAAGGAUCAACCUACACUAACCGGGCCCUGAAAUUGGCGAGAGAACAACUUUUUCUUGAAAAAGAAAAUGGGGGUACCGCCCGUGCAGAUAUUCCAAAGUUCCUUGUAGUGAUGACAGAUGGUAUUUCAAGAAAUCCGACAAUGACAGCUAAGGAAGCCACCGAGUUAAAGAAAAAGGGUGUUCAUAUUGUUGUGGUAGGAGUCGGUUUCAUGCGGAAAAGAAGCGAGCUCCUGAGCAUUGCGAGUUCUCGCUGGGAUGUCAUAACCACCCGGUCAUUCAAGACUUUGAAAAGGAUCGUGGCUAUUACAAAGGAGAAAGUUUGUGGAGGUGAGUAAUGAUAAGCCCCUAAGAGAAAUGGGAGAGAAAAUGAAAAUCUGUGAAAUCAGGGGAGGAUCCAGGUCUUAUACUUAAGGCUAUCCAUGUUUAUACCGCUAACGAAGAUUCCACAAAAUAACCGAUUCGGUGCCUGACGUCUUAUGAAGUUUCUAUGCGUUUUUCGAAAAGGAAAAACAAAACAAAACAACAGCAACAACAACAACAACAGCAAAGCAAUACACUGGUACCGCACUCACUUGUGAAGGUUUUGUUAAAGGAACAGGAAUUCAAAGUAAAGCCCAAAAACGUUUCCCUAGAUUGCAAAAAAAUUGUGAUGUUUCUGAGUGAAUCCAUUCCACGUAACCAUAUACGUACCGUGGGGCUUUAUGGGAAAAUGUGGAGAUGUUAAGGUGUUUAGUCUGUUAAGAAUUGUAAUUAAAAUUGCUAAUUUUUCUUUUCCUCAUCAGCGCUAUAAAAGGUUUAUAUUCAAAUUGAGAAUGAUGAUGAGACAUGCAUAGAUCACGCCCGAGCAACGAGUGCACGUCGCAGCAUAAAUAAAAACUACUUACAGUCCCCGGAUUUUAAAAUUAAAACUUUAUCGCCCCGACCCAAGAUUGUCCGACUAUUUUCAACUGUUGACUCAUACAACGGUUACGUGGCAUACAGUGAGUAACGACUUAGCUGGAAAGAAGAAACUCAUGUAUUUUAAGAACGUGGGCUCUAGAGGAAAUAACUUGAGGGAGAAUAAAAUCGUAGAUAGCACUAAUAGGAAAACAUUGUAAAAUGUGUCGGUUUUUAUGGCGUGGUGACAACCUGGUAUACUGAACAUCAAGCCUCUUCUGACUGUUCAGAUGGGCCGCUUUAUCAGUGUAGUCUAAGCAGUGAUAUUCUUUACGUAUCAGUCAUUAAGUGAAAUUUGUUUUAUGAAAAAGUGCGAUGAUAUUUGAACGUGGUUCGCAUAA